Ilyonectria robusta is the source of this 2067-nucleotide messenger RNA. Its product is annotated as cytochrome P450. Bases 251 to 1864 code for a protein of 537 amino acids. NCBI's taxonomy places the organism in Eukaryota, Fungi, Ascomycota, Sordariomycetes, Hypocreales, Nectriaceae. The record is from RefSeq and is a predicted model, not a curated record. The transcript has 3 exons. Gene Ontology annotation, molecular function: monooxygenase activity; oxidoreductase activity, acting on paired donors, with incorporation or reduction of molecular oxygen; heme binding.
CUGGAUGGGACUUCAGUUGGGGACUUGUGGCUAAAUACAAGACGGCUGGCCAACCACGCAAUGGCAAUUUGAUGGACGUCAGCACUAGUAGUGGCACUGCAGCGUGAUGUCAGACAAGACGAAUUGAUUUGGCCUCGAUCCGUCACGUUAUCGGAGCCAUCGGAACAGAGACCACGUCCAUUUAUCUGGGUAUCGACCGUCUCACCAUCUUUUAAUUCUUACAUCUCACCCAACGCGUGUCAGAUUCAGCAUGGCACCCGUAUUUCUCGACCAUCUGCCCCCGUUGGCGAGUCCUCUCGGCUUCGCCUUGGUCGCCGUGGCAGGAUUCGUUCUUCUCUAUCUGAUUGAGCGCUAUGUUCUCGCCGUCCCUUAUCCCCAAGGGAUCCCUAUUGUCGGACAGUCUGCAGGGAGCCGUCGCCUGAGCCUGCGCACCAGAUUGAGGUAUUAUACCGACUGCGAGAGCCUGUUCCGCGAGGCCUACGACAAUUAUGUCAAGAAGGGCAAGCCAGUCAUCCUCCCUGGCUUCGGCUUCCGCAAAGAGGUCAUCAUGCCUCAGAGCGCCAUGAAAUGGGUCCUUGCCCAACCAGACGACGUGCUAAGCGUCGACGCAGCAUUUGUUGAGGUCGAUCAGGUCAAGUGGGGGCUGGGCCACGAGAAGAUUGUCGCGGAUGCAUGGCAGGCCAUGCUCGUCAAGAAGGAAUUGAACCAGGUCCUCGAGGCCAUCUGUGCGGCCAUGAACAAUGAGCUGGGCUUGGUGUUUGACGAGCACUUCGGUACCGAUACCGCCAACUGGAAAGAAAUCGAUCUCGGUCCAACUAUCCAGAUUAUCGUUGCCCAGGCUGCCAGUCGAUUUACUGUCGGUCUUCCGCUCUGCCGCGAUAAGGGGUACAUCCGCAAUGCCCUGAAAAUCAACGAAUGGCUCAUCAUCAAUGCUGGCGUCACCGGCGGAACCCCUCGUAUCCUGCAGCCCAUCGUUGGCUUCCUCCUCAAUAUUCCAACACGUCGACUGCUCUCCGAGAUGAAGAAAUGGUUCGUCCCCCUAUGGGAGAAGCGUCUAGAGCUCCUCCCAGUCGACCCCCAAAGCCCUGGCCACGAAGAGCCCCAAGAUCACCUCCAGUUGAUCCUCCGCUACGCCCAGCGCGAGCGGCAGCACGAGCUCCAUGACUUCCCACUUAUCCUCCGCCGCCUUGCAGCCACCAACUUUGGCUCCAUGCAUCAAACCAAAAUCCAGGUGACGAACGUCAUUCUCAAUGUUCUGGGCUCCGACGCAGAGUACAACACCAUCGCCGUCUUGCGCGAUGAAGUGGAUCGUAUCCUUGGAGACGACAAGAACGCCGCCUGGACCAAAGCCAAAGUAAGCCAAAUGACACGCGCCGACAGCGUUUCCCGCGAGACCCUUCGACUCCAGUCCUUCGGGGGCCGCGCCAUCUUUAGAAAGGUCAUGACGUCCAACUUUGAGACACCGGACGGUUACCAUCUCCCCAAAGGCACGCUGCUGUCGUUUCUCAGUCAGCCGGCGCACGUAGACCACGACAAGAUGGACGAUGCGGCAAAGUACGACCCUUUUCGCUUCUCUCGGCUGCGCGAGCUUGCCGAGAGUCGCAAUGAGAAGAUCGCGCCCGUAAGCCUCGUGUCUACGUCGCCCGAGUUUCUACCCUUUGGUCAUGGAAAACACGCGUGCCCGGGACGGUUUUUGAUUGAUUUUGAGCUGAAGAUGAUUCUGGCAUAUGUGCUGAGGAAUUACGAUAUUGCCUUUGCAGACGAACUCAAUGGGAAACGACCUCCUAAUAUUUGGUUGACAGAGGCCAUGCUCCCGCCGAACGGGGUCAAGAUUCGAGUGAAGAGAAGGGAAAGGAAUACAUAGAGACAGCAGGGAGAGGGUAGACCUGUAGAGAUGCAUGUGAUAGAGAGCAUCACGGCCAGAGCUAGAUCCAAGAAAAUGUUCAGUUCGAGUCUCUCUCUGGAAUUCGAGGGCCGUGAUAACCUAAGACGAAUCUCAGAGUUUUCACAGUGUUGUAUAUAUGCCGAGGUACAGACCUCAUCUCUCCAAUAUAUCCCAGAUUCGAG